Messenger RNA from Tribolium madens (black flour beetle), 886 nucleotides. It is a transcript of the gene Ctlp-5a, whose product is annotated as chymotrypsin-1-like. The record is from RefSeq and is a predicted model, not a curated record. The coding region runs from base 21 to 791 and encodes 256 amino acids. Gene Ontology annotation, biological process: proteolysis. Gene Ontology annotation, molecular function: serine-type endopeptidase activity. Lineage: Eukaryota; Metazoa; Arthropoda; Insecta; Coleoptera; Tenebrionidae. The transcript is spliced from 3 exons.
GUAGUAGACACAAAUCAAUCAUGAAAAGUGUAAUAUUGUUUGUUGUCCUUUCUGUAGGAUCCUCUUUAGCAAAUGUUGUAAAAAUUGAUCCAAAAAUUGAUUGGCGCGUUGUCGGUGGCUCAACAGCUUCUCCUGGUCAAUUCCCUUUUAUAAUUUCUUUGAGAACAGAGUCAAAUUCCCAUACUUGUGGGGGUUCAUUGAUUGCCAACAAUUGGGUCGUUACUGCCGCUCAUUGUGUUCACAAUGCUCGCCCUUCAUCCCUAAGUGUGGUAGCAGGAACCAAUCAGCUAAAUACAGAAGGGGUUCGUGCCUCACUAUCCGAAAUCAUCGUCCAUCCCGAUUACAACCGGAGCGUGGUAAUCAACGACAUUGCCCUUCUUAAACUAGCAAAUCCCAUUCAAGAAACAGAUUUGGUAAAAAUAGUCAGUUUGGAAAGCGAGGAGAAUGAUGUUGUGCGAAAUUGCACCUUGAUUGGGUGGGGAAGGACUUCUUAUCCCGGAUCAGUUCCCAACGAUUUACAAUUUCUCAAUUUGAAAACUGUUACAUAUGAACAUUGUAAAUCAGUUUGGUCUACUGAAACCAUCGUUCAAUCUGAAAUUUGCACAUUGACACAGACCGGUGAAGGGGCUUGUCAUGGGGAUUCCGGGGGCCCCCUUGUGGAAGAAAUUGGAGAAAGAGUGAAAUUGAUCGGAUUGGUCUCGUGGGGGGCUCCUUGUGCCAGAGGAGUGCCUGAUGUGUACACAAGAGUCUCGGCUUUCCUGCCUUGGAUUAAGCAAAAUACAAACAUCUAAAUAUCGCCAAAGAUAAUGUUCAAUUUAUUUCUCUUUCAUAUUCGUGUUUAUUUAGAAAACAAUAUUAAGAACAAAUACAAAUAUUGCAAAAUGUA